GCCAAUUCACCAUUUUUCUUGUGCGUCUCUUAUUCUACAAAUUUUAAGGGAUUUGGAGACCCAAAAUUUCAUCUGAAACUGCCUUUCUUUGAAAUGGAUUGCGUCCUUUCUUCAUCUCCAGUUCUUGUUUCAACACAAGGCCUGAGAAAUUCUCAUCUGCAAUGGAGGAAGAGCUUAACUUGCUCCAGUUUUCUUACACUCAGAAGAAAUGGUUCAGCUUUUCUGUCUAAUAACGGUAGGAAUUCAACCUACGUUAAGGCCUUAGCGGCUGAGUUCGAUCCUGUUCGUUCAGAGAUCACGUGGCAGAUACUUACUGGCACUUUAGCUGGCGUCAUCCCUUUUGUUGUUGCCGGUAUUGAGUUUAGUAAGCGCAUUAUUGCCCAAAAGAGGUGCGAUGUCUGUGGAGGCUCAGGACUUGUUUUAAGAGAUAAAGAUUACUCUCGCUGCCCUGGUUGUGGUGGAUUUUUUCCUUGGCAAUCAUGGAAAAGGUUUUUUUCGGGUUAAAUUAUGCUAUUUAUAGUUAAUUUUGAGGUGAUUCACUGUCCAUAAAAUUCAAAGGUCAUGAUUACUGAGUUGUUCUUUGAAAUAUACAUAUUCGAUGGACAAUGUCUUUGUAGGAGUAUGAGAAAUAUUCGUCUGCUCAUACCUUGUUGUAUGUUUACUUAUAUCUCAUUGUAUGAAUACUUAUAAAUAUAUUUUGUAAAUAAAGUUGUGUCAUUGCAUUAUGUUCACCCUUCUGUAUUAAAUGAAGGGCCUUUUCCUGCAUAUUGUAUGCAUACAGACUCAGUGUUAUCUAAACUGGAUCUGACAGUGUACUAGAAAGGUUAUUGUGCUUCAGUCUUCCGUGGUCCACCAAUCCGAAGAAGCAAUCCCUGUUGUCUAUAUGAUUCUGUUAUAAAUUAAUAUUUUCUUUCA
Messenger RNA from Amborella trichopoda, 915 nucleotides. RefSeq lists its product as uncharacterized. Lineage: Eukaryota; Viridiplantae; Streptophyta; Magnoliopsida; Amborellales; Amborellaceae. The record is from RefSeq and is a predicted model, not a curated record.